UCCAGUCCUACACAAGAACUUUGUCUUUCUAUUUGUGCUAUUAUUGUACAAACACUAAAACCUUUGUUCUCUUCGUUACAGGUCUUGCCUUCCUGCUGUAUGCCCAGAUAGGCACUGCCUAUAUCCUGUCAUGUUACUUCACCAACUGGGCCCAGUACAGGCCUGGUGCGGGGAAAUUCAUGCCUGACAACAUCGACCCGUGCCUGUGCAACCAUCUGAUCUACGCCUUUGCUGGGAUGAACAACAAUGAGAUCACGACUUACGAGUGGAACGACGAGACCCUUUACAAAUCCUUCAAUGGCCUGAAGAACCAGAACAGGAAUUUGAAGACUCUCUUGGCGAUUGGAGGAUGGAAUUUCGGGACAUCCAAGUUCUCCACAAUGGUUUCCACUCCCCAGAACCGCCAGACCUUCAUCAAGUCCGUCAUCAAGUUCCUGCGCCAGUAUCAGUUUGAUGGGCUGGACAUCGACUGGGAAUACCCUGGCUCCAGGGGCAGCCCAGCCCAGGACAAGGCUCUUUUUGCCACCCUGGUUAAGGAAAUGCUGGAAGCCUUUGAGCAGGAAGCUAAGCAGGUCAACAAGCCCCGUCUCAUGGUCACCGCUGCAGUUGCUGCAGGAGUUUCCACCAUUCAGUCUGGAUACGACAUUCCUCAGCUUGGAAAGUACCUGGACUACAUCCACGUGAUGACUUACGACUUCUACAGCUCUGGGGAUGGCCACACUGGGGAGAACAGCCCUCUGUACAACAGUGCUAACAGCUACCUCAGUGUUGAAUAUGCUAUGAACUACUGGAAGAACAACGGUGCCCCAGCUCAGAAGCUCCUUGUUGGCUUCCCAACCUACGGACAUAACUUCAACCUCCAAAACCCAUCGAACACCGCUGUUGGGGCACCAACAUCAGGACCUGGGCCAGCUGGACCUUACACGCAGCAGGCUGGGCUUUUGGCUUACUAUGAGAUCUGCACCUUCCUGAACUCUGGAGCUACCCAGGCUUGGGAUGCCUCUGAGGAUGUGCCCUAUGCCUACAAGGGCAGCGAAUGGGUUGGCUAUGACAACAUCAAGAGCUUCAACGUCAAGGUUGACUGGCUGAAGAAGAACAAUUUUGGAGGUGCUAUGGUUUGGACCAUUGAUAUGGAUGACUUCUCUGGAUCUUUCUGCAAGCAGGGCAGAUAUCCCCUGAUCACUGCCCUGAAGAACGGCCUUGGUCUGCGGAACAGUGGCUGCUAG
This is a messenger RNA of Mesitornis unicolor (brown roatelo), 1226 nucleotides long. RefSeq names its product acidic mammalian chitinase-like. Gene Ontology annotation, cellular component: extracellular region. The record is from RefSeq and is a predicted model, not a curated record. NCBI's taxonomy places the organism in Eukaryota, Metazoa, Chordata, Aves, Mesitornithiformes, Mesitornithidae. Gene Ontology annotation, biological process: carbohydrate metabolic process; chitin catabolic process. The annotation marks the transcript as partial. Gene Ontology annotation, molecular function: chitinase activity; chitin binding. The transcript is spliced from 10 exons.